AUGGCGUUUUUGAAAUCUGUUAUGUUCCUUCUGCUUGUCAUGUGGUACUGCCUUGAGGUCAUCCUAAAAUCUGUUAUUCCACGCCGCCUCCGAGCUCGCAAGAACAUCGCCGGGGAAAUCGUCUUAAUCACGGGUGGGGGUAGCGGUAUGGGUCGCCUCUUAGCCGUAGAGGUAGCAAAGCUCCACGCAACGGUAGUCCUAUGGGACGUGAAUGAGUCCGGGAACGCAGAGACUGUAGAUGUGAUUAGGAACCUCGGAGGUCAAGCCUUAGCUUACACAGUAGAUGUAACGAAGUCUGAUGAGGUUUAUAAAGCAGCUGAGGUUGUGAGGCGUGAGGUUGGUGAGGUCACUGUGGUGGUUAACAAUGCUGGUGUGGUGGCGGGGAAACCUCUACUGGAAUGCCCAGAUCACCUCAUACGCAGGUCUAUGGACGUCAAUGUCAUGGCACAUUUUUGGGUUCAUAAGGCCUUCCUACCAAACAUGGUGGCCAGAAAUCGAGGCCAUCUCGUGACGAUCGCCAGCCUGGCCGGCUUUUUUUGCUUCAAGAACAUGACAGAAUACUGUGCGAGUAAGUUCGCCACUGUUGGCCUCCACGAGACGCUACGAAUGGAGCUGGCACAUAACGAUUUACACGGCAUUGACAUGACACUGGUAUGCCCUGCAUUCACGGACACUGGGAUGUUCAGGGGAGCCAAGUUUCUGGAGCCAAAGUACGUAGUCAGUAAGAUUCUAGAAGGGAUGCUACUGAGGGAGAAGAUGACGUGCAUUCCAGGCUCCGUCUUCUGGACUGUCCUUUUAAAAUACUUUAUUCCGGAGAAACUGUCGCUGCUGAUGCAGAGAGCCAGUGGGUUAGACCGAAGCAUGGACACUUUUGUCGGGCGACAAAAUGGCACGACACCACCAAGACGCUGA
This is a messenger RNA of Asterias rubens (European starfish), 912 nucleotides long. Its product is annotated as epidermal retinol dehydrogenase 2-like. NCBI's taxonomy places the organism in Eukaryota, Metazoa, Echinodermata, Asteroidea, Forcipulatida, Asteriidae. The transcript is spliced from 4 exons. The record is from RefSeq and is a predicted model, not a curated record. Gene Ontology annotation, molecular function: oxidoreductase activity, acting on the CH-OH group of donors, NAD or NADP as acceptor. Gene Ontology annotation, cellular component: lipid droplet. The coding region runs from base 1 to 912 and encodes 303 amino acids.